Molecule: messenger RNA, 1357 nt
Organism: Cyprinodon variegatus (sheepshead minnow)
Lineage: Eukaryota; Metazoa; Chordata; Actinopteri; Cyprinodontiformes; Cyprinodontidae
Product: D4, zinc and double PHD fingers family 2
Exons: 11
Coding region: 66-1292 (408 amino acids)
Biological process (GO): nervous system development
Cellular component (GO): nBAF complex
Source: RefSeq, a predicted model, not a curated record
UGUGGGAGGCAGUAACGGUCUUUGCGCAUGCGCAGUGGUCCUUCACACAACCGCAAUAAGCAAAUAUGGCGGCGGCCGUCGACAGUGUUGUGAAAGUUCUUGGAGAGCAGUAUUAUAGAGAUGCAAUGGAGCAGUGUCACAGCUACAACGCCCGUCUCUGUGCUGAACGCAGCAUCCUCAUGCCCUUCCUGGAUUCUCAGACUGGAGUUGCACAGUCCAACUGUUACAUCUGGAUGGAGAAGAGGCACAGGAGUGCAGGUAUAGCUCCAGGACAGCUCUACUCUUACCCUGCUCGCCGUUGGAGGAAGAAGAGACGUUCCCAUCCUCCAGAGGACCCUCGUUUGGCUUUCCCUCCUCUCAAAGCAGCAGAUUUAGAGCUGGGGCUUAAGCGUGAGGCUUUGGGAACAGUGGAUGGAAGCAGCUUGGAGGCUCUGCUAAAAGGCGAACCCCUGGAGAGGAGGAGCGGCGUGGCCGAUGUUCGAGCUCCUGAGGACGAUCCGGUCACCGUGGAGCCUCCGGCCACGUCAGCCGUCACUCACACGUCUUCUGGGCGCAUCCGUAAGCAGAGAGUGCUCGACCACGAUGACUACUUAGAUGACCUCGAUGAUGAAGACUUCGAAGAUGAGACCCCCAAAAGACGAGGCAAGAGCAAAUCCAAGGGUCGCAGCGACAAGAACGGGAAGAAGAAAACGGAGGCUGCAGCCGCAGCGCUGGAGGAGAGGGACAAACCGUACGCCUGCGACAUCUGUGGGAAGCGCUACAAGAAUCGCCCAGGCCUGAGCUACCACUAUACACACUCUCACCUGGCAGAGGAGGAGGGCGAGGACCACGAGGAGAUUGAGGCACCACCCACUCCUCGCCAGCCUGAGGAGCAGAAGACCACAAAAAAGGGUCCCAAUGGACUGGCAAUGCCCAACGAUUACUGUGAUUUCUGCCUGGGGGACUCGACUUUGAAUCAGAAAACGGGCCAAUCAGAGGAGCUGGUGUCUUGCUCAGACUGCGGGCGGUCAGGACAUCCGACGUGUCUGCAGUUCACCCCAGUGAUGAUGGCUGCCGUGAAGACGUACCGCUGGCAGUGCAUCGAGUGCAAAUGCUGCAACGUCUGUGGCACCUCAGAGAACGAUGACCAGCUGCUCUUCUGUGACGACUGCGAUCGAGGCUACCACAUGUACUGUCUAAGCCCCCCUAUGACCGAACCACCAGAGGGGAGCUGGAGCUGCCACCUGUGCCUGGCUCUGCUAAAAGACAAAGCCUCCAUAUACCAGCAGAACCAGAGCUCUGCCCCAGAGUGACGUCCCAACAUGAAGCCCACCUCUCAGCAACAGGACCCCCAGCGGACCCCGGCCCUAAAUGUCAG